Molecule: messenger RNA, 1674 nt
Organism: Pelobates fuscus (common spadefoot toad)
Lineage: Eukaryota; Metazoa; Chordata; Amphibia; Anura; Pelobatidae
Product: START domain-containing protein 10-like
Exons: 6
Coding region: 556-1377 (273 amino acids)
Cellular component (GO): intercellular canaliculus; microvillus; cytosol
Molecular function (GO): lipid binding
Source: RefSeq, a predicted model, not a curated record
GGGAGGCGCGCUCCCAGUGCAUUGCUUGUUUGGGGACGAGCGGGGCGCGCGCCCUGCGGACAACACACACCUGUUGUGACAGAUCAAUGACUACCUGUGUGAGGAGGAGCCUGCCAGAUAGCAAGCUGCCUGGCCUAGGAUCAGCCUUUAUUAAUAAUAACCUGCCGGAGGGGAUACUCUGUUAUGGGAUAUCAAUAUUAACUGAAUCACCCCAUGGCAUCAGCACCUUCCAUUAGAUAUAGCUAUCUAUGUAUGGACUGAGAAUAACUGUAACCCCUUGGAUGCUUGUGAUUAUGAAAUAGUCUGUGUGGCCAAGAAUCUUUAUGGAGUGGACUUUGCUGGAGUGUUCCUUUUUGUUAACAGGAUCAGAGCAGCUCAUGCCAGGGUCAUCCUCUCUUUAGUGAUAGAAGCACAUCUGGAAACAACUGUACUGCCAGAGAUACAGAAACCAUCUCACCAGGACACCCAUCAUCACUACAGCAUCUCUGAGAUCCAAAGGGAGAAGCCCAUUUCAAGAGUCCCCUGCCUGCCCACUGAAGGUCCACUUCUCCUCGGAUGGCUCUGACGGUCCCACAGAUCCCUGAUGACUCCUUGUUCCUGUCUUUCCAGGCACAAUGUGAAUCAAGUGAGGGCUGGGUGUCUUCAUACAGCAAAGGAGGAAUUGGUGUGUGGAUGAAACCCCCCAGUGAUAAGACAUCCCUCAUCCAUACCUGCAAGGGUUGUAUGACGUUCCCAGAUGUGUCAGCUGAUACAGUCUAUGAUGUUCUCCAUGACAUAGAAUAUCGCAAGAAGUGGGAUGUGAAUGUGAUUGAGACGCAUGAUAUUGCACUGCUCUCGGCCAAUGCUGAUGUGGGAUAUUACUCAUGGAAAUGCCCCAAACCACUCAAAAAUCGUGAUGUGGUAACUCUACGUUCAUGGCUUCUCCUGGAUGACUGUUACAUGAUUAUUAACUUCUCUGUCAAGCACAGUUCGUACCCUCCUCGCAAAGAUUUGGUUCGAGCCGUCUCUCUACUUGCUGGUUACCUAAUUAAAAUAACUGGACCCAACAGCUGCAUACUCACUUACCUCGCACAGGUGGAUCCCAGAGGUUCAUUACCAAAGUGGGUAGUGAAUAAGUCUUCACAAUUUUUGGCACCGAAAAUCCUACGAAAAAUGCACAAGGCCUGUGUCCAAUAUCCUGCCUGGAAGAAGAAGAAUCGACCUGAAUUUAAGCCAUGGCUAAAUCCAGAACAAAACACAUUGCCUCGGAUGUCUUUGAACGAGCUGUCACUGCAAAGAACGGAGUCCUUGGAGCAGGUGGAUGAAAGUCGGCUAUGUGAAGUGACUGAGGAGAAAGACAACAGUGAUGAUGAUGAGAAAGUCAGGGGUAAAGACUAAUGGCUUACAUUAAGUGAGAGAUAUCACUUACUUUACAGCCAUUUCUUAGCCUUGGGUUUUACUCGCCCUUGUGCCAUCGUUAAAUAUCCUAAACAGAAUAACAAACAUUUCAAGCAGCUUACCGAGAAUUGCUACUGGACAUUUGUUCCUGAUAAAAUGUCAUCUGCACAGUUCAGGUUCAAAGGUGGUGAAUAGAUCAUGGGUAGGUUUUUUUUUUUUUUUUUUUUUUUUUUACCUCAAAUGGGUAUGUGCCUUAAACACGAUUGUUUUGUUAAUUAAUAAAUUAAAUCUUAUGUU